CGAUCUCUUUAUUGACGGCGAAUUGCUCAUUCUUUGUUCGGUUCUUCAUUACCCAGAAAUCGUUCGAUUGGUAUUUGAUAAAAGCAAUAAAUUUGUGCGGUGGGUGCUUAAAAGCUUGGCUAAAUUACUUCCGUUGUGGUGGUAGGCGAGUCUGUGCUCGGGUUGAAUUUGGUGGAAGUCGGAUUUUCUGUAGCAGACUUGAUUCGCGAGGAUAUAUCGAAAUGCAGACAUCGAGGGCGAGGCUGUUCAAGGAAUACAAAGAGGUGCAGCGAGAGAAGGGAGCUGAUCCGGACAUUCAGUUGGUUUGCGAUGACUCAAACAUAUUUAAGUGGACUGCUCUUAUCAAGGGACCAUCAGAGACUCCUUUUGAGGGUGGUGUUUUCCAGCUCGCCUUUGCUAUACCUGAGCAGUACCCACUGCAGCCGCCUCAAGUUCGUUUCCUGACUAAGAUAUUUCACCCCAAUGUGCACUUCAAGACAGGGGAGAUAUGCCUUGAUAUUCUGAAGAAUGCAUGGAGUCCUGCCUGGACCCUCCAGUCUGUUUGCAGGGCUAUAAUAGCUCUCAUGGCCCACCCUGAGCCUGACAGCCCACUAAAUUGCGAUUCAGGAAACCUACUCCGAUCGGGUGACGUGAGAGGAUAUCAAUCCAUGGCAAGAAUGUACACUAGACUUGCUGCCAUGCCGAAGAAAGGCUGAAACCAAGCAAUUGCACACGCCCGAUUGAUGCGUUGGCGUCUUUGU
This is a messenger RNA of Rhodamnia argentea, 740 nucleotides long. RefSeq names its product protein PEROXIN-4. NCBI's taxonomy places the organism in Eukaryota, Viridiplantae, Streptophyta, Magnoliopsida, Myrtales, Myrtaceae. The transcript has 6 exons. The coding region runs from base 222 to 695 and encodes 157 amino acids. The record is from RefSeq and is a predicted model, not a curated record.